Molecule: messenger RNA, 996 nt
Organism: Zea mays
Lineage: Eukaryota; Viridiplantae; Streptophyta; Magnoliopsida; Poales; Poaceae
Product: CASP-like protein 12
Exons: 2
Coding region: 123-623 (166 amino acids)
Source: RefSeq, a predicted model, not a curated record
GUCUGAACAUGCCCCUAGUCAAAAGAAAAAAGUUAGAUAAACUUUGAGAUCAUUCCAUCUCACUCUCUCAAUACAUUCCAUGGGCCAGCCCAUGCGCAUUCAUCGCUUUGUACGCUAGUGGUAUGGAGUUGGUGCGUGCGUGCACCAGUCAAGCCCUGGUCCUCUCUCGGUCGUCGUCGUCUUCUUCUUCUUCUUAUUCCCCUUCCUCCACAGCACGGCACGCGCACACGCUGAGUCCAGGAUCAUGGCGGCGGGCCUCAAGGUCCCCGAGAUGGCGCUCAGGCUCUGCGUCGUCCCGCUCUCCUUGGCCUCCCUGUGGGAGAUGGCCACCAACGCGCAGGCAGACGACACCUACGGGGAGGUCAAGUUCUCCGAUCUCUCCGGAUUCAGGCGUCGGCAUACCUGCUGGUGACGUCGGCCUCGGCGGCGGCGGAGCUGCUGCAGCUGGCGCGGCACGGCGACCGGGGCGUGUCGUGGGGCGAGGCGUGCUCCUACUUCGGCCGGUUCUGCGGGAAGGCCACGGUGUCGCUGGCGCUGCACGCCGCCGCGCUGGCCUGCUUCGCCGCGCUCUCACUCGUCUCCGCCUUCAGGGUGUUCAGCAGCAGGUGCCACCCGCCGCCUGACGCUGACGGCCAGCCGCCCAAGCACGCACGGGACGAGGAGCAACGGGUGUAGCACUACUGACGGCAAGGCGUGUCUCCAUUCCAUUGCCAAACAAAUAACAUCCUGCUCCCCUGUGUAUUACUACUGCCGUCUACCAAGGCCAUCGGUGAUCUUUCCACAGGCCCAACCCACAUCUAUAAUCUAUUAGGGCUUGUUCGGUUAUUCCUAUCCCAUAUGGAUUGGAUGGGAUUGGAAAAAAUUGUGAACGAUUUUGACUUGUUUGGGAUUGAAACCCAUCCAAUCCCACCCAAUCCACAUGGAUUGAGAGCAAAACGAACAAGCCCUUAGUCGUCUUCAAACCAUUAGUAAAGUAACUAAUCUUCAAACCAGAUA